AGACCCGUACUGCAUAAACCCUAGACCGGGAUUCAUGGACUGACGUUGUGACAGAGCUAAGUCGAACGCCUACAAUGCUAUUGUCAUCGUUCGUCAGUUUUAGUUCUAAAUCUAGAAGUUGCCGUAGAUGUAUCGGAAUUUGAGAAGGAGAUUAAUCAAUCUCACAAUCUGUUCAUGGGAGUAGCACACACAGUCACUCGCAGUGCUCUUGAUUGAAAAUCGAAAGCACAGGGGCAUGGAAACCGACUUCGUAAGGAAGGAAUGAUAACAUUCCUGCUACUGUAGGUUCGUCAUAAGGGAGCACCAUACACAUAAUGUUGAUUGUCAGGCCUUUCCAGCUCCCACGUGUCUCGAGUGCUCUUUUGGUUUGCUUCAAUAUAUUCUUGAGGAUAUGUUAGGUUUGAGUUUUAUAUAUUUGUGUGACUUGCCAGUGGAAAGUGUGUUUCGAAGUGCAGAAGGAGUGGGAGGGAUGGCUCAACUGCGGCCUGUGGUGAAUUCUAUGGAGUCCAUGUCCAUCUCGAACGGAGCCACCGUGGAGACCAAGCCUCGGAAGGCUGAGUACCUGCCUAUGCCUGCUGAUCGCGCUACACGCACUCCUCACAGCGGUUAUCAUUUCGAUGGCACGAGUCGUCGAUUCUUCGAGGGUUGGUACUUCAAGGUCUCCAUUCCGGAGGUGAAACAAAGUUUUGCUUGGAUGUACACGAGUGAGCUCCCCGGGUCGUCGGAACUUACUGAAGGAGAAGUUUUCGACCCCUCAUCUACACCAUCAGGUGCUGCACAAGUUAUGGGUGCUGAUGAAGAGUACCUACUACAAGAUGCACCGACACUCAAGAAUUUCUGGGCAGCCCGACAUGAACUUGCCCUUGGUAAUACCUAUGUCUCUAAGAACGGAGUAGCUCCGCCCAAGUCCGAGGUUGACCCAAAGGAAUUUUGGGAUUCUGUGGAGGAAGGUUAUCAAGUUACACCAAUCUGGCAUCAGGGGUGCUUACGUGACAAUGGCAGCACCGAUUUUGCGAAGACUGUGGGAACGGUUCGCUGGGAGUAUAGUACCCGCCCCGUGUAUGGGUGGGGCUCAAUAGGAGAACGUCAAUUGGCUACAGCGGGUUGGCUGGCAGUCAUGCCUGUAUUCGAACCACAUUGGCAAAUCUGCAUGGCGGGUGGUUUGUCCACAGGCUGGAUUGAGUGGGGUGAUCGACGCUUUGAGUUUGAGGAUGCUCCUUCAUACUGCGAAAAGAACUGGGGUGGUGCUUUUCCACAGAAGUGGUUUUGGAUGCAAUGCAAUGUGUUCGAUGAUUUCUCUGGUGAGGUUGCCCUUACAGCUGGUGGGGGUAGACGAGGACUUCCCCUUCUAAAAGAUACGUUUGAGGACGUCGCUCUGGUAGCAGUACACUUCGAGGGAAAAUUUUAUGAGUUCGUUCCAUGGGAGGGUAAGGUCGAGUGGGAUAUUGCCCCAUGGGGAUCGUGGAAAAUGACAGCUCAAACCAAAACACAUGAGGUGAAACUGGAAGCAUCCACGGAUACACCAGGUUGCCUUCUGCGCGCUCCGACUGUUGAAGGAUUUAAGCCAAUAUGCACAGAUUCGUUUGCUGGAAACUUGAAGCUUCAGCUUUGGGAACGUAAUGCAAAUGGUAGCCUCGGGAAGGUUCUUUUGGAGGCCACAAGCAGCAUGUGUGCGUUGGAGACUGGUGGUUCACGUGAUCCUUGGAAAGAGUCUUGGACAGGAAAGGCGACGAUGAGACAACCUCUGAAGACCUUGUUACAACUUCCGAUCAACCCCGAGAAAUUUUACAACUGGGUUCCUGGUUUCAAGCCACCCGGUUUUUGAAGUUGUUUUCUCUGGACGAGGCGUUUUCUACUUUUCAAAUCGUCGCUAUGCAGUCUUCUGCAUGGACAUUAGUACAGUUUCGAUGAGAUGAGCAAUGCGCGUACCAGGUGGUCGUUUCUAAUAUUAUGCAUAUAUUUUCAACCUUCACUGGCAAGGAUGUACUACCUUAAAGUCACUGGGACAUAUAGUAUCUUCCGUUACCAGGUAUACCAGAGUCUCAUGUCGUUGCAGUGACCUUGAAGAAGGCACUUCAGUUACUGACUUGUAGCGAAAUACAGUUCUCCUUGUGACUUAUCCAUUUUGUUAGUAAUCGUGACGAACCAUUUUGGACACCUCUGUGCAAUUGCAUGUAGAAAAAUAAAUCAAAAACGGCUGUUUGUGUUAUAAAA
This is a messenger RNA of Physcomitrium patens, 2214 nucleotides long. The record is from RefSeq and is a predicted model, not a curated record. NCBI's taxonomy places the organism in Eukaryota, Viridiplantae, Streptophyta, Bryopsida, Funariales, Funariaceae.